AUGAGCUUGUUGAGACCCGGGAGCGGGGCUCUCUCCGCGCCGGGGAGGAGGGGGCCCGGGUCCUGGCGGCUCCUGUGGUGGUGGGUCGCGGCGGUGGAGUUGGCGGUGGGCUCGGGGGACCCGUGGAUGUCCGCGGAGGCAUGCCCGUCCUCCUGCUCCUGCAGCAGCACCAGGAUCUCCUGCGUGGAUCCGGAGCGAGGCAUCAACGCCUUCCCGGUCCUGCAGAGCGAGGCGGAGAUGGAGAACAUCACCGACAUUUACAUCGCCAACCAGAGCAGCUUCUCCUCCAUCAACGACAAAGACCUGCACUACUACAAGAAUCUCAGGAACCUAACGGUGACCAACAGCAAGCUCACAUAUGUAUCGAAGCUGGCUUUCCAAAACAACAUCAAGUUGCAGUACCUGAAUCUGAAAGAUAACAACCUGUCAUCCCUGUCCUGGAGAAUAUUCAGAAACCUCAACAUGUCUUAUCUGAUCCUGUCGGGGAACCCUCUGCACUGUUCCUGUGAAAACAUGUGGAUCAAGCUGUGGCUGGGGGAGGAAGCAGACACUCAGGAGCUACGCUGCAUUGAGGAAGGAGGAGCACGCAAGCUGCUGUCCAGACUGAUGCUGCCUAACUGUGAGGUACCCAUGGCAACUCUGAGCCCAGCCAAAGUGACAGUAAUGGAGGGGGAGAACGUGCUGCUGUCCUGUACGACCUCCGGCGUGCCUUCACCUGAGCUGAUAUGGAACAUGGCACUGGUCACCAAUUAUGUGAUCGAGACAUCGGGCCAGAUUUCAGGGCUGCGACUGUCCAACCUGUCGUCGCUGGAUCACAACAGCAAGAUCAGCUGCACGGCUGAGAACAUUGUCGGAGAGAAGGAGUCCUCUGUGCUGCUGGAUAUACUUUUUCCUCCCAAAAUCAAUAAGCUGGGGGAUGCAAUCCCAGACCAUCACUGGUGCAUCCCCUUCAGUGUGGCAGGAAACCCAGAGCCGCAGUUUAAAUGGUUUCUGGAUGACAGGGCGGUGAUGGAGGACAGCUACAUAACGACCAUGAUCCAUGACAUCACAGACCGGGAGUACCAUGGCUGCCUGCAGCUGGACAGCCCCACACACCUCUACAACGGGAAGUACAGGCUGUUGGUUACAAAUAAAUAUGGGUCAGACGAGAGGGAGGUGGAGGCCCACUUCAUGCACGAGCCCUGGGAUGGGACUGAGAAGGACCCAUUUUAUUAUGAAGUAACCACAGAAGAGCCCCCUGUAGAUCCACCUGAGGACAGAGUCGCUGUGUACGUGGUGGUGGGCAUCGCUGCUGUAGCCUUCACUGGUUUCCUCCUCAUGCUGGUUAUUCUCAAGUUCGGAGGAAACUCCAAGUUUGGCAUCAAAGGAGCGUCAUCAGUGAUCAGCAAUGAUGAUGACUCGGCCUCUCCUCUUCACCACGUCUCCAACGGCAGCAACACUCCUUCCUCCUCAGAGAUGGGCCCUGACGCCGUCAUCAUCGGCAUGACCAAGAUCCCGGUGAUCGAGAACCCUCAGUACUUCAGGAGCACAAACAGCCUUCUCAAAACCGACACAUUCGUCCAGCAUAUCAAGAGACACAACAUUGUGCUGAAGAGAGAGCUGGGAGAGGGAGCCUUCGGAAAGGUCUUCCUGGCCGAGUGUUACAACCUCUCACCCGACCAGGAGAAGAUACUGGUGGCUGUCAAGACACUUAAAGAGGCCAGUGAAAAUGCCAGGAAGGAUUUCCACCGUGAAUCUGAGCUCCUGACGAACCUUCAACACGAACACAUCGUCACUUUCUACGGCGUCUGCGUGGAGAGCGACCCUCUCAUCAUGGUGUUUGAGUACAUGAAGCACGGAGACCUCAACAAGUUCCUCAGGGCUCACGGUCCGGACGCAGUUCUGAUGGCGGAGGGUCAGAACACCCGAACUCUGGAGCUGACCCAGUCUCAGAUGCUGCACAUCGCCCAGCAGAUAGCAUCCGGCAUGGUCUACCUGGCAUCUCAGCACUUUGUGCAUCGCGACCUGGCCACCAGGAACUGCCUGGUGGGCGAGAACCUGCUGGUGAAGAUCGGGGACUUCGGCAUGUCCAGAGAUGUCUACAGUACUGACUACUACAGGGUAGGUGUCGGCGGCCACACCAUGCUACCCAUCCGCUGGAUGCCCCCUGAAAGCAUCAUGUACAGAAAAUUCACCACAGAAAGUGAUGUCUGGAGUCUUGGAGUCGUUCUCUGGGAAAUCUUCACCUACGGAAAACAGCCUUGGUACCAGCUCUCCAACAACGAGGUGAUCGAGUGUAUAACCCAGGGCAGGGUGCUGCAGCGCCCCAGGACCUGUCCUAAAGAAGUGUACGACCUGAUGCUGGGUUGCUGGCAGAGAGAACCGCACAUGAGACUCAACAUCAAGGAAAUCCACUGUCUGCUCCUCAACCUGGCCAAGGCCUCACCUGUAUACCUGGAUAUACUGGGCUAA
Limanda limanda (common dab) is the source of this 2451-nucleotide messenger RNA. RefSeq names its product neurotrophic tyrosine kinase, receptor, type 2a (gene ntrk2a). NCBI's taxonomy places the organism in Eukaryota, Metazoa, Chordata, Actinopteri, Pleuronectiformes, Pleuronectidae. The coding region runs from base 1 to 2451 and encodes 816 amino acids. Gene Ontology annotation, cellular component: plasma membrane; axon; signaling receptor complex. The transcript is spliced from 20 exons. The record is from RefSeq and is a predicted model, not a curated record. Gene Ontology annotation, biological process: cellular response to brain-derived neurotrophic factor stimulus; positive regulation of kinase activity; protein phosphorylation. Gene Ontology annotation, molecular function: brain-derived neurotrophic factor binding; brain-derived neurotrophic factor receptor activity; ATP binding.